Echinops telfairi (small Madagascar hedgehog) is the source of this 930-nucleotide messenger RNA. Its product is annotated as olfactory receptor 5AL1. Lineage: Eukaryota; Metazoa; Chordata; Mammalia; Afrosoricida; Tenrecidae. Gene Ontology annotation, molecular function: G protein-coupled receptor activity; olfactory receptor activity; odorant binding. Gene Ontology annotation, cellular component: membrane. The record is from RefSeq and is a predicted model, not a curated record. Gene Ontology annotation, biological process: sensory perception of smell; G protein-coupled receptor signaling pathway. The transcript has a single exon. Bases 1 to 930 code for a protein of 309 amino acids.
AUGGCCAACGGCAAUCAUUCAUCAGUCUCUGAGUUCAUCCUGUUGGGACUCACAGAUAACCCAAAACUCCAAGCCAUUCUCUUCGGAGUCUUCCUAGCGGUCUACUUAGUGACUGUCGUGGGUAAUCUUGGUUUGAUUGUGCUCAUUCAAGUUAGUCCUCAGCUCCACACACCCAUGUAUUUUUUCCUCUGUCAUCUGGCAUUUGUUGACUUUUAUGGUACUUCCUCUGUUACCCCAAACACCCUAGUGAACUUUUUCCGUGAAAUCAAAAGUAUGCCGUUUUAUGCAUGUGCUACUCAGGUCUGUUGCUUUAUCACAUUUUCUGUUUGGGAACUAUUUCUGCUCUCUGUCAUGGCAUACGAUCGGUACGUGGCCAUCUGUAACCCUUUACUCUAUGUAGUUCUCAUGCCACGGAAACUCUGCAUUCAGAUGGUCACUAGCACAUAUAUUUAUGGCUUUACCGUGGGAGUUGUACAGGUGGCGGCUACGUUCCACAUGUCUUUCUGUGACUCUAAUUUGGUCAACCAGUUCUAUUGUGAUGACGUGCCCUUGAUUGCUUUGGCAUGUUCUGAAACCCAGGUCAAAGAGUUGAUGUUGUUAAUUAUCGCUGGAUUCAACGUGUUUUGCUCUCUUAUCAUCGUUCUCAUCUCCUAUGUCUUCAUUCUCGUUGCUAUCCUGAGGAGCCAGUCUGCUGGAGGAAAACAGAAAGCCUUCUCGACCUGUGCUUCUCACCUAUUUUCAAUUACUAUAUAUUACGGGACCUUAAUAUUUAUGUACCUUCAGCCCAAGUCAAGCCAUUCACUGGAUAAAGACAAAUUUGCCUCAGUGUUCUAUGCAGUGGUGAUCCCCAUGCUAAAUCCAUUAAUCUAUAGUUUGAGGAAUCGAGAGGUAGAAAAUGCACUGAAACGAGUUAUGGGGAAAAAUGUAUGA